Phragmites australis (common reed) is the source of this 1953-nucleotide messenger RNA. Its product is annotated as probable transcription factor KAN2. Gene Ontology annotation, cellular component: nucleus. NCBI's taxonomy places the organism in Eukaryota, Viridiplantae, Streptophyta, Magnoliopsida, Poales, Poaceae. The record is from RefSeq and is a predicted model, not a curated record. Gene Ontology annotation, molecular function: transcription cis-regulatory region binding. Gene Ontology annotation, biological process: regulation of DNA-templated transcription; abaxial cell fate specification. The transcript has 6 exons. The coding region runs from base 417 to 1550 and encodes 377 amino acids.
AGUACAGUAGUAGCAGACCAGCAGCACGGCACCACCACAGUCGUCUCUCCUCUCUCACCCACCCACCCUCACCAAAUCCUCCCCUCAUCCAUCUUCUUCACCUCAGCUCCUCUCCUCUAGGCUCUUGCUUGUUACCUCAUCGAUGAGAACACCACCAACAUCUAUCGUCAACACACAUCUCCAAAACCAAACAAGAUCAAUCUCCUACGAAUAAAAUUUCUUUUGAUAGCUAGCUAUAUAGCGGCCCGGUCGGCUCAAUUAAUUAGCUUGCUUCAUCCUCCGACUAGUUCGAUAUGAUCCUCCAUCUAUAGAUUGAUUCUGUCUAUCAGUUUCAGUUGAGCUCCACUUUGUUCUAGCCUCAUCGAUCCCCCUAGCUAGGUAACUAGCAAGUCAAUCAAGCAAUUAGAUCUCCAUAUAUGGAGCUCUUCCCCCUGCAGCCGGACCUGUCGCUGCAAAUCAGCACCCGCCCGAGCAGCUCCUCCUCCGCGCCGGCGGCCUGGCGGACACAUUCGUCACCGGACUCCGGCGAUAACAGCACCACCACGACGGCUCGAUUCCACCACCUAGGGUUUUGGCGAGCCACCGACACGACGUCAGCGACCCUGCCGGCUUCCGACCACCUCCUCUCCUUAGCCGCCACCGCCACUACAAGUCCUACAAGCACCAGCGGUAGCGGCAGUGCUGCUGCUGCUGCGGCGAGCACCGUGCCUGCUUGUUACCACCACACAAAUAUAAGCAGUAGUAGUACCAGUGGUGGUGCAAGCUACGACAAGCAACAGGUUAGCUCUACCAGCAACGGCCAUGGCAGCUGCUACUCCAAGCAGCACUACCACCUGAGGAACGAUUUGCUCAAGCCGAUAAGAGGAGUCCCAAUAUACCAUCACCACAACCAUCCCUUCCAAUUCCAGCAGCAGCAGCACCACCAGCAUCACGUGAUGAUGGGGAGGUCGAGGUACCCGCCAAGGCGGCGAAGCGUGCGGGCGCCAAGGAUGCGGUGGACGACCACGCUGCACGCGCGCUUCGUCCACGCCGUCGAGCUCCUUGGGGGCCAUGAGAGGGCUACUCCCAAGUCAGUGCUGGAGCUCAUGGAUGUGAAGGAUCUCACCUUGGCCCAUGUCAAGUCUCACUUGCAGAUGUAUCGCACAAUAAAAAACACCGACAAAUCUGCAGUUUCUUCAGGAGAAAACAAUGGAUUCGAGAAGGGGUCAGCAGGAGAGAUAUCCGAUGAUAGCUUUUCAGAGAUCCGCAGCAGCCGACAGAUGGAUGAGUCGUCGUUAGCACAAAAUGGGAUUAGUGGUAAUGGGAAUUCUCACGCGAGCAGAAAUUACAGUACUGGUGGUCUAUGGACCAACUCUUCAAGCAGAGCAGGCUGGUCUGAUUUCGGCUCACCGAAGGAAUCAAAUAGUAAAGCCACAAGGGAAAAUCUCAAGGAAGCUCCGUCAUCAAAGAGUUUGGAGAUAUCAGAAAUGAAUGUAUCAUGCAUAUCUGAGACAUCAAGUCCACCGGCCGGGCAGCCAAAUCUUGAGUUUACACUAGGGAGGCCACAAUAACAAGAUCGAUCGAGUAUGAAAUUAAGGAAACACCCCAAGGAAUAUAAUAGAUAUUUCGUCUAACUAGCUUGAUCCAGUCACCAAGAAUGAAAGCUGAAAAAAAGAAGAGAAAGGGAUACUUUCAGCUAUUACAUCUUCCCUAGCUCCACUAUAUAUGUGUGCGUUUGUGAAAAUUAUGAGAGGUAGCUAGUAGUACGUGAGAGUUGUCUUAUACUCCAUGGUUUGCGCUACGUAUAAUAUGAAGUCCUAUAAGGAGUAUGCUAUUUAAAGAUUGAUGUAUAUGUAUUUUGCAUGGAAUGUGGGAGCUGAAGAGAUCGAGGACGGAGUUCAUCUUUAAUUUCUACUGCUGCCACAAAUUAAAGUGGAAAAGGAGAGAGGCUCGUCCACGUGCAGCUCCCAUUCA